AUGUCUGCCAAGAGCAAGGUCGCCAAGGUCGCUACAGUGGAAGGGAAGGUCCAGAAGAUGAAGCUGAUGGAACUAGUCCAGCGAACCAUAAUGUGCAAGUUCUUUCGUGCAGGUCUUUGCAACCGCGGAAACGGCUGUACCUUCGCUCACGACGAAGCGGAGUUGCUGUCGGCUCCCGACUUGUACAAGACGAGUCUUUGCUCAAAGUUCCAGCGGAGUGGCUUUUGCAAGAAGGGCGCAAACUGCAGAUAUGCGCAUGGAACAGAAGAGCUUCGAGUGCUCGGGGCACGUGGUUCGGCCAGCACCUCUACGGCUUCUUUCGGCAUCAGCGAGGAAGCCGAUUCCGCUUCCGACACAGAGCAGAUUUGCCUUCGCGUGAAGAAUACCUUCCUAGAGUUCGGCUACAGCGAGAGCAGGCCGAAAAGGAACUGUAAGGCCCUUACCCAGGCCCGUACAGCGCUUCAGGGCCCCCAAGGCAGUUUACUGCCCGAAGGCCGACUUCCGAAGCCGGGCCCCCGGGCAGGUCUUCCCCAGCCACUCUCCGGCGAUGCAACUCCGAGCCUUGAGACGCAAGGCCAGGCUUGGGGGCUGCAGCCAGCAUUGAAAGCACCCGCAUGGCAUGAGUUAUUUUGCAGUUUCAAUGCACUUCUGUCGAUUUGUGAGUUUGUGGCUCGCAGAGAGCACCACUUCGUUUCUGAAGGCAGGGACUGUUAA
Symbiodinium sp. CCMP2592 is the source of this 714-nucleotide messenger RNA. The record is from the annotation of a GenBank genome assembly. NCBI's taxonomy places the organism in Eukaryota, Dinophyceae, Suessiales, Symbiodiniaceae.